Pteropus alecto (black flying fox) is the source of this 414-nucleotide messenger RNA. RefSeq names its product chromosome unknown C20orf85 homolog (gene CIMIP1). Lineage: Eukaryota; Metazoa; Chordata; Mammalia; Chiroptera; Pteropodidae. The coding region runs from base 1 to 414 and encodes 137 amino acids. The record is from RefSeq and is a predicted model, not a curated record. The transcript has 4 exons.
AUGGCGCAGAAACCCAUGGGCACCGAGGCGGCCGAGCGCAUGAACUUCGUGGCCCAGGACGCGAUCUGGAGAUACCGCCUGAAGGCUGAAAACGAAGCCCGGCAGAACUGGGCCCAGAACUGGGGAUUUUUAACAACCCCCCUCGAGGAGCUGAUCCAGCAUGAAGAGGAAGCCCCCACCCCGAAGCCCAAAAUGGAGCUCCCCCAGCGGUUCCGCAUCCGGCCAGUGACCCCAGUGGAGAAGUUCAUCAAGGUACUCCCGUCCCCCCCGGUCCCAAAGACGACCCAGGGCUUCAUCGGCUGGAGAUCGGGGGUGCCGGGCCUGAACAAGUGUCUGGAGCAUGACUACGAGAUCAGGAGCUGCAAGGGGGCGUACGCCAAAGAGCUCGGCUGGCCGGAGCAGGGCAUCCACUGA